AUGGGGCGAAUGUUUGGCGGCAUCACGACAACGUAUAGCUAGCGGCACUUCGCUAAUGGACGAAGAACGACAAGCUCAAUCAUGUUACUAUAAUGCCAAGAAGAAAAAGUUUACACACUUUGAAUGUUGGGAAGUGGUUAAAGAUCAUCCAUCUUUCGUUGCGGUGCUACCUACUACUCCAUCUCCAUAUGCAAGUAGUUACCACGGUACUCCUUCCGCAACUGAAUCAUCUCCAACCAUCAAUUUGGAUGACGACCAAUUGAAUGAGACACCUCAAAGCAACACGGCAACUCCAUCGAGUCCACCUAGACCAAUGGGAACCAAGGCGGCAAAGGAAGCUAGGCGCCAAAAGAAACAUGGUAAGACUCCUAUUGAGCAACGGGUGGAGGUUUUGCAUACCAUUGCAAGUGACCAAGCAUCAUGGCAUACCAAGAGGCUAGCCCAUAAUGAAAGUGAGCUUAAUUAUUAUGCGGAGUACAUAGACAUUCAAAAGCGAAAAGAAGCAAGGGCGGAAGAAGAGUUACGAUUGAAGAAACAAGAGAAUGACACAAGGAUCAUGACAAUGGAUUUGGAGGCUAUGACCCCAAUCUCGAAAAGGUAUUUUACCAAGAGGAAACUAGCAAUCCUUAAUGAAGGAGAAGCUAGUCAAGAUCAACCUACCGAUGAAACAUAUUCGGAUUGUUAUCACCCAAAUCGCGUGCUUUUUCCAUAGUAGUUAUAGUAUUGUACUAAGAAUAAAUCUGGGCUUGGCUCGUCAUUUUAUGUAAUUUAAAUUUUUCGAGAAAUAAAAUGCAAUUUAUUUAUUAAGUUGAAAUUGAAAUACACAUUGGGUGCAUCUAAGUUGAUUUUUCUCCGUUUUAAGGUGUGUUAUGGCCUUUAGAAAUACUGUUUUUCAAGUUUAAUACCCCCAGUAGAAGUUUACUACCUCUAGUAAACUUUAGUAAAAAUUUUACUAACCCCAGUAAACUUUAUUUUUUGCAUCUAAGUUGAUUUUUCUCCGUUUUAAGGUGUGUUAUGGCCUUUAGAAAUACUCUUUUUCAAGUUUAAUACCCCCAGUAGAAGUUUACUACCUCUAGUAAACUUUAGUAAAAAUUUUACUAACCCCAGUAAACUUUAUUUUUUGCAUCUAAGUUGAUUUUUCUCCGUUUUAAGGUGUGUUAUGGCCUUUAGAAAUACUCUUUUUCAAGUUUAAUACCCCCAGUAGAAGUUUACUACCUCUAGUAAACUUUAGUAAAAAUUUUACUAACCCCAGUAAACUUUAUUUUUUGCAUCUAAGUUGAUUUUUCUCCGUUUUAAGGUGUGUUAUGGCCUUUAGAAAUACUCUUUUUCAAGUUUAAUACCCCCAGUAGAAGUUUACUACCUCUAGUAAACUUUAGUAAAAAUUUUACUAACCCCAGUAAACUUUAUUUUUUGCAUCUAAGUUGAUUUUUCUCCGUUUUAAGGUGUGUUAUGGCCUUUAGAAAUACUCUUUUUCAAGUUUAAUACCCCCAGUAGAAGUUUACUACCUCUAGUAAACUUUAGUAAAAAUUUUACUAACCCCAGUAAACUUUAUUUUUUGCAUCUAAGUUGAUUUUUCUCCGUUUUAAGGUGUGUUAUGGCCUUUAGAAAUAC
This is a messenger RNA of Argentina anserina (silverweed cinquefoil), 1611 nucleotides long. RefSeq lists its product as uncharacterized. The record is from RefSeq and is a predicted model, not a curated record. Bases 56 to 712 code for a protein of 218 amino acids. The transcript has 2 exons. Lineage: Eukaryota; Viridiplantae; Streptophyta; Magnoliopsida; Rosales; Rosaceae.